AUGGGCUCCGUUUCUCGACCAGUUACUGAGUUUUGCCUUGAUCUCUACAAUAAGCUCAACAGAAAUGCAGAGGACACAAACAUCGUCUUCUCUCCAAUGAGCAUCUCUGUUGCCCUGGCCGUGGUCCAUUUAGGUGCAAAAAACAACACUGCUGCUCAGAUAGAAGAAGUUCUCCAUGUCAGGAAAGCUGCAGGAAGAAUGAUCCUUGGAUCUGAUCUUGAGAGCGCAGCCCCAGAAAUGGAGGCAGAACGAAGCCAGCCUUCCCUCUCACAGGUAUCGUUUUAAUUGUUGUGUUUGUAAUAUUCCCAGUGUAACAAGGAUGGCAACCUUAACCAUAAUGCGUUCCAGGCACUGCUUUUACAACUACAAAACCUUGGCGAAAGAUAUGUUUUAAACCUGGCCAACAAUCUCUUUAUACAACAAGGAUUUGAACUGCAGCAGCGAUUUCUAAUGUGCACUAAGGAACUGUAUGGAGCAAUGCUGCAAACAGUGGACUUUCAUGGUGCUGUUGAAGCCGCUAGAAUAAAAAUUAACACUUGGGUUGAAAGUGAGACACAAGGUAAAAUCAAGGAACUCUUUGCUCCUGGUGUAAUCAAUGCACAUGCAUUGCUGGUGCUGGUGAAUGUAAUCUACUUCAAAGCAUCCUGGGAAUACAAGUUUGAGGAACAAAAAACAGCACAGAGAGAUUUUAAACUGAACCAGAAUGAGAAAAAACCUGUGCAGAUGAUGCAUCAGAAAGGCACAUUUAAAUUAGGCUGCAUUGAGGAGAUGGGUGCUCAGGUCCUUGAACUCCCUUACGCUGAGAAGUCACUGAGCAUGAUCAUCCUCCUGCCAGGUGACAUGGAUGAUGGAUCUACCAGUGGGCUAGAGCAGAUUGAAAGCACAAUGACCUAUGAAAAUUUAAUGCUGUGGACCUCUUCAGAGAACAUGUUUGAGACAACAGUGGAGGUACACCUGCCCCGAUUCAAGCUUGAAGACACCUUUAACCUCAACGAUGUAUUACAAGAGAUGGGGAUGACUGACAUUUUCACUGCAUCAAAAGCCGAUCUCUCUGCAAUGUCAUUUGCAAAAUCACUGGUGCUGUCAAAUAUUGUCCAUAAGACGUAUGUGGAAGUCAAUGAGGAAGGCACCGUAGCAGCAGCUGGUACAGGAGCUGUCAUUGUGAGGAGGUCUCUUCCUCUCACAGAGGUGUUUAUGGCUGACCACCCUUUCUUAUUCUUCAUUAGACACAAUCCUACCAAUACCAUUCUUUUCUUUGGCAAACUCUGCUCACCUUAA
This is a messenger RNA of Leptosomus discolor (cuckoo roller), 1278 nucleotides long. The record is from RefSeq and is a predicted model, not a curated record. NCBI's taxonomy places the organism in Eukaryota, Metazoa, Chordata, Aves, Leptosomiformes, Leptosomidae.